This is a messenger RNA of Symbiodinium sp. CCMP2456, 402 nucleotides long. The record is from the annotation of a GenBank genome assembly. Lineage: Eukaryota; Dinophyceae; Suessiales; Symbiodiniaceae.
GCCGCACCUAGAAGCACUAGAUCGUACCGUGUGGCAGCCCGCCGGCAGCGACUGCUCAGCACCAUUUCCGAGUCGGCAGAGGUUGACUUUCCCGACGAUGUAGAAACCUAUGCACGACAGACAAGCGCACCUCCCCGAGUGACCUUUGCAGUGGCCGACGAGAUCAUCCGAAUCCAUGCCCGCUCCCAUGGAGAAGCGGGAAGGAGCGGAGAUUCCGAAAGCUCCGAGACGCCGGUCAGUCCAGGAGGAGUUGAGGAAGAGGUUUCUGGUCUGGCGCAGCUGACCGUCGGGCGGCGCGAAGCCAUGCGCAAACGUCUCGAGCAGCUGCUAUGCGUGAGCUUCGAUGACUUGCAACGCUUGCAUGGGAGGCCUGAGCCCGAGGAUGCUGUGGAUCUGUGCUAG